AUGGCUCAAGCCACUGGCAUAUUAAUCAGUAUCCUUUGCCGGGCUCUCAAGACGGGUAUCAUGAAGCGCCGCUCGUCCCGAAUCAAACCUCUGCUCACCGACGCCAACAAGGUCGAGCGCCUCGCCUUCUGUGGAGCACAUUUGAACCUCACCAAUAACGCCAUCAACGAGUACAUUACUGCUAAUGAUUUCAAAAGCUCCAACGCUGAGACCGGCGAAGCCCGUCUCAGCAACAACAGCAAGUGUGUCUUUCUUCAAGAUGACAACGCGACGCUGCACAGCAAAAUCGACGACGAAGCUCUUGCCAAAGUAUCCACUCAUGGGUGGACGUUCCGAGUUCAUCGGCAACUGCCCAACAGCCCCGACUUAAACGUGCUCGACCUUGGUAUCUUCGCUUCCAUUCAGACCCUACAGUACAAGAUGUUUAGUCGCUCUGUGGAUGAUGAAAUUGCGUCGACAAUGGCGGCAUUUGACAAUCUCGAGGUAGAUACCUUGGAGAAUGAGUUUCUUACCCUACAAGCUGUUAUGCGCUUGGUUUUAGAACAAAGUGAUGGUAACCAGUUCAAGCUCCCUCAUCUGAACAAGGCUGCCAUGCGUCGUGCUGGAAACCUCGUGGUGAAUUUGACCUGCCCAGUGUCGCUCCUCUUCGAGGCCAACGGCCUCCUUUAA
Messenger RNA from Aphanomyces invadans, 669 nucleotides. RefSeq lists its product as hypothetical. Lineage: Eukaryota; Oomycota; Saprolegniomycetes; Saprolegniales; Verrucalvaceae. The coding region runs from base 1 to 669 and encodes 222 amino acids. The record is from RefSeq and is a predicted model, not a curated record. Gene Ontology annotation, molecular function: nucleic acid binding. The transcript has a single exon.